This is a messenger RNA of Acanthoscelides obtectus, 3843 nucleotides long. Lineage: Eukaryota; Metazoa; Arthropoda; Insecta; Coleoptera; Chrysomelidae. The record is from the annotation of a GenBank genome assembly.
CCCACAUCAUAUGGCCGAACGCCCGGAUUAUCCGCAUGACGGGGAAAUGCCUGGGGCAACUGGCACCCGUGUAAACCAUCCUGAAAAUGAGGGGUGAGAAAUGUCAUUCACGGUUUGGUAGGGCAGUGCGCAAAGGGUGUUCAAGAGAUGUCAGCCGAUUCCCUUUGAUAAACAUACAUUAGCCUCUAGCUUUUCAAAAUGAUAUGGCUGAGUGAGUGACUCACAUACAAAACGAACACUAAUGCCAUAGUGUUCAACUGAAAAUGAAGAGCAGUAGUUCAGAGCUACUCCUCGAUGAGCAAGAGGAACUACGGAGACAGAAAAUCAAGGAACUUGCGGCGGCGAAAAAAUCUAAGGUAGUACCCCCCACAGGCAGAUCAUGUCGAGAACAAGCCCUUUUCUACUCGACCAGCGUGCUGGCAGUGAUCUCCAUGGCAGCUGGUUCUUCUCUACUCUUCCUGGUGCCACUAUACGUUGAUCCAGCUAUUUCGACCUUGGUCUCAAACUUCGUCACGGAGCCGGUCACCUGCAUCACAACUCGUCGCGAGGAACUCAUCGGAUUGAACAACUGCUCUUGGAGUUCUUGCAGGGAAGGCUGUACAAGUGAUGCCUACCAUUGCACACACAUCUACGUCAGUUACAAUGAUAGUAAGGAGGAGCCGUACAACCAAACAGAUGACGCUGUCCUGCUGGUAAACAUCAAAGGGUGCGGGUAUCCCCCCAGCGUCCUUUGCGCCAAUUUCACAGAGACCUACGGAAUCGAAGGGACCGAAUUCCCUUGCUACCAUUCCAGAGAAAACCGUACCGUUGUAUUAGCCCACUACGAGAGAGACGAACACGUAGCCAUAAUCAUCCAUUAUUUUGCGGUACCAUUUGUGAUCACUUUGGCCACGUCAGUGGCCCUUUGUGUGAUGCACUGUGACUGCAGGUGUCACCCUACAACACACCAUAAACGGUCUAGGAGGGCUAGGAUACAUGAUCUCAGCGAUGGGUCUAUAAGUAUCGGGGUGGAUAUGAGACACAAUGCAAGCUAUCAUUCUGAUCUGGUAGCCAUUAGGCCCACGUAAUUGCGUGAUGAAAGAUAUGGUGUAAAUAUAGCUCUUCAUUAUGAAUGUUGACGAUAGAGUCAGGGAGCAACCUCCAAAAUCAGAUACGUACUUGAUACUUUUUUUCAAAUACGACCAGUCUGGGUCUUUCAAAGAUGUCACCUCACUAUGAGAAGCGCAAUGGAAAAAAUGACGUGACGGGAUUUUCAAAGUCGACUCUCAGUAUUGGAAUCUCGAAAACUUGCUUCCAAAACACAGUACUGUACCUCGAUGAACAAGAAGACUCCUAGCGCUCAUCCGGUUUCGAUAGAAGGUCGGGCUCUACCAAAGAGCCGUUCAUUUCAGCUGGUCGGUGUCCAGAUCACCGACAAUAGCGGCAGCUGCUGGGAAAGAACUAGGCUAAGUUGAGGAAUGGAAGAUAUUUUUCACAAAAAAAUGAAUUUAAGAUUGUUUGCCUUCAUUUCUAAUAGGCUAUGUUAAAAAGUGACAUAACCAUUGCUAAAACUAACCCUUUAGCUCAUCUCAGAAAAAAAAUCACAGCCCUAAACCUAAUGGUUUAGUUGUAAUUGCGAUUUAAAGUUCAUUAUCCCGUUUUUUCGAAAUUCCACAAAAUUGCAAAUAUGUCCUGAACUAUAAAAUUUCAGGCCACACAUACAGGGGUCGAUUCGAUAGGUUUUGAGGCUGUUGAUCCACCACUAACUUUACACCCAGUAUUAUCCAUGCUCGAUGCUGUUUAGAGUAGGGCUAUCCGACUGCUUGAUGACUCUUCUCUAGCGGACAGACUCGGGACCCUUUCGCACCAAUGGCCCGUCGGAGCUCUCCUUCAUGAUGCCGCCCCGCGAUGAGCCUGCCAGACAGACCUGCCUGACUUCAGCCUCCCAUCCUAACCGUGUCGUACUACGUAAAUCCAGAACUGGCCGAUACGAUCGCUCCUUUGUCCCUACGGCACCGAGAUUGUGGAACAAUCUACAUGAAGAGGCUGAUCCCAGUUCUACUAAACUUGGGCAGUUCAAAAAUCGGAUUAACAAAGUUUAGGCUUCUGCCUGUGCGACUGCUUCGGUGUAAAAAAAUUAAAUAGUAUCUAAGAAGGCUGCACUUUCCAGAGUUUUUCCAGAGCCCGACAGGACUCAUAUCAUGUUGAUAAAUUUUUCAGCCAACCUCUUAUUAACACAUUCAAAACGACAGAUGUUUCUCAUUUGUUCGUUCAUUUAAUCAGUAAAAGGAUGCUAAGUUUUGAAUGACGAAAUAUGGAUAUCAAUAUCUGACUGUUGCCCUACGUCACUACAGAUUUCGCACUUUGCAAACUAUUGGCUACAAUCUGUAGUACGAGUAUUUCAGAAAGCAAAUAUUUAGACUUAGAUAAGGAUUAGCCGUAUUAAUUUAGAAGUUACUUGUGAACAGGAAACAACAUACGCGUAUCAAAAAAUUAUAUACGAGUAUUUUGGUGUACUUUAUCCCUCUUGCUAAGACAAACGCACCAUAUUUUAGUUCUAUCUUUAGACGUAUCUGACUUUGAAAGAUGCUCCUAAAUGUUGAAUAUGAUAGGUAUUGUUCGGAGUGUCUCAUUAAUAAUAUUCUAACGUCUCAUCAAAACGAAAAGUUUUUUUUUUGUAUUUUGAUAAUCCCUUGUUAGCUCAAAUCACGUCAUGUUACUUUUUCAAGCGAACAAUGUUCGAAGAUCUGAAAAUUAUUAACUCUAUAUUUUGUAUCAGUGACGUCAACGAACACUUUAAAACUUUAGUGGCACUGCAUCUAGGUUUUUUGAUCGGCAAGGGCGGGAAGGCAAAAUAUCAUCAAAUAUACAUCAAAAUUUAACUAGCAUCGGACAGGGUAAAAAAUAACAAGCAACCAUGCAAGUUAACAAUAAUAAAUGUAGAGUCUGAUGCACUUUUGUUAAUGAAAUAAUUUUAUAGUGAGACAGUUUAGUUUUCAUAACUAUAAAAAUUAUGUGUUAGUAUUAGAUAACGCUAGUUAAUUAUUAUUUGAGUCUUGGUGCUAAGAUUUUUUUGAUUGCUCAUCGCUACAGGGCUUAUUUUGAAGGCCUAAGGACUGGAUCAAAACUUACGGCUAAUACUAAUGUAGAAUAAUUAUCUACAGAGCAACAUGCAUUGUUAUUAUAAAACUGUAGUAGAUAAAUAGGUCCUGCAUCGUUAGCACAUGUUUUUCAGAAAAAUAUAUUGACUUUGAUCCUCCAUAACCAAUAGAAAAUAUAUUUUGAAGCGGAUAAUAUAUUAGGAGGAUUUGUUUUAAGACUGAAGAAACAUUAUUUAUUUAUGUUAUGUUGAAAUUUACUCGCAUCGUUUUGUUUGUGUAUAAAUUUUAUUGUAUUUGUGUUUAUCAUUUCUAUGAAUGUAUAUCCUGCUGUCGUAAGCGAAAAUUCAGUGAGUUUGGAAUAGAACAGAACAACUAGAAUGGUUUUGAGCUAAAAAAAAAAAUCUUGAUGAAACGGGUUUAUUAGUUUUGACUAUCCAUUAUCCACAGGCCUAAGAGCUACCCGAUAUAACUGUUUUACUGAAUUUUCGCUUCAAAGGCUGCAAAUGUUUUUUUUAUUUUUUAAUAAACGGUCUUGCAUACUGAAUGGGCCAACUGUUCUCAUGUUUUUUUGUAUUUCCCUUCUGCUUCUCACGUACAAAUGGGUGAAAUACGACUGCAUUUUUGAAUGCGAACUAAAAUAAUUUUCAACGUCAAAAUUCACUAAUUUCAGCGGAUUUUCAGAAUAAAACGAAAUGUUUUUAUGUGGAUGCUGUAUCAAACCGAUUUUCAUAUUUAAGAAAUGACCUUACAAAAAUUUCUCAAG